AUGGGAAAAUCAAGGAGAUCUAGAAGUGAUUCUUCCAGUUCUGGUACUGAAAGUGAAACUGGUAGCUUAAGUGAUUCUGAUUCAAAUAAUGAAGGAGAAAUUACUGCUAGAAGUAUAUCUAAAAGUCCACGUCCUCAACCAACUGUUAUAAAAAGAGAUGUAAACAAUAGAAGUCGAAAGGACUCCAGGCAAUAUUUAUCCAAAUUUUAUAAAGAACGUUUUGGAUCACAUUCACCUGAUGAAUAUGUCAAUCUUCGCCUUUCAAAUUUUGAUAUGAAAUUAUCUAAAGAUGAAAUUAGAAGGCACCUUGAGGAGGAAUUUAAAGACUUAGCUCCAUUUGAAAUUAAAGUAGUUCGUAACCCUGAUGAUGAUCGUCGCCUUGCUUAUGUUAACUUUACAAAACGAGAUUCAGCUAAAUAUGUAAGACAAAAUAUGAUAUCAAGUUUACAGCAUUACCUUGGAAAAAAUCUUUUUGUUGAUCCUGCUGGAGUUCUUCGUGAUCAAGAAGGUAAAUAUAUUCCAGAUCGUUAUAAUAGAGCACUCCAAGCUCAACAUGAAAAUAGAUCACCAACUAGAAAUGGAAGAAAAGAUAAUAGAAAUGGAAUGAAUAGACGUGUUGUAGGAAGUAUGCCUACUUUUAAUUUAAAACAAGGUGAUAGUGAUGCAACUAGGACAUUAUUUGUUGGAAAUAUGCCAGCUGAUAUAUCUGAAAGUGAAAUAAGGAAAACUUUUGAGGUAUAUGGCGUUAUUGAGGAUAUUGAUAUUAAAAAUCCUGCUGAUACUAAUGCCGCUUAUGCAUUUGUUCUAUUUCAAAAACUUCAAUCAGCAAUUGAUGCUUUAAAAAAUGAACACGACAAAAGUAUUAGACCAAAUUCAAAUAAAGUUAAAAUUGGUUAUGGUAAAAGUCAACCAAGUUCACGUUUGUGGGUUGGUGGUCUAGGAUCAUGGGCAUCAAUUGACUUAUUAUUAAAAGCAUUUGAAAAAUUUGGUAUUGUAGAAGUUAUUGAUUAUAAAGAAGGAGAUGAUAUUGCUUAUAUUAAAUUUGACUCACAAAGUGCAGCAUUUGAAGCAUUUAGUAAGAUGAAGGGAUACACUUUUGAUAGACCUGAUACACACAUCCUUGUUGAUUAUGCUAAAGAAGAUACUAAUCGCGUUAAAAUUCACUCUCUUAAGAAAGAAAAAGAUUCAUCACGUCAUGAUCGUCACCGUCGUAGUAGAGAUCAUUCACGUUCACGUAGUUCAUCCAGAUCAUCUCAUAGAACUCAUGCUAGCACUGUAAAGAAAGAACCUAGGAAACGUGGUCAUUCAAUUUCCUCAGAUAGUAGUUCAGAAAUUCCUGUACGAAAGAAGCAUCAUACAAAAAGUCCUACAGAUAAGAUUUCUGACUUACGUUUAAUGUCGUUAGAAGAAUUGCAGAAAAAGUUGGCGGCAACGUGGAUUGGUAAAGUUACAAUUAAAAAACAGGAAUAUAUGAUAAAAGGUUAUCGUAUUGCGGGAGAGGAGAAAUUAGUUCAAAAUGUACUCCGAGACGAAAUGGGAAUACCCCAUUUACUUAAAGUAACACAAAGAUUACCAUUGAAAAAUAGAGAAAAUUUAACUGAUAGAUUUUUAAACCAACCAUAUAAUAGAAUAGCUGUUAUGAUUGCUACAGAACAUCGUAAUACAGAUAAUCCAUUGUACAAAUUACGUGAGUAUUUCCAUGAAAAAGAUGCCGCUGGUUUAGUAACUGUUGAAGAAACAGGUGGUAUGGUGUACGUUGUACCACCAUCAGAAGUCUCCGAUGAGACAUUACGCCAUUUUGCUCCUGGAGUGAACUUUGUUCGUCCAGGAGUUAAUUGUUUAAUGAUAGUAAUUGGGCAGCAAGAAACAUUUACUGAUGGUUUGAGAGAAGAGUAA
Strongyloides ratti is the source of this 1896-nucleotide messenger RNA. RefSeq names its product BcDNA.GH11110. Gene Ontology annotation, cellular component: nucleus. Gene Ontology annotation, biological process: regulation of alternative mRNA splicing, via spliceosome. The transcript has 2 exons. Gene Ontology annotation, molecular function: mRNA binding. The coding region runs from base 1 to 1896 and encodes 631 amino acids. Lineage: Eukaryota; Metazoa; Nematoda; Chromadorea; Rhabditida; Strongyloididae. The record is from RefSeq and is a predicted model, not a curated record.